Molecule: messenger RNA, 2726 nt
Organism: Aethalodelphis obliquidens (Pacific white-sided dolphin)
Lineage: Eukaryota; Metazoa; Chordata; Mammalia; Artiodactyla; Delphinidae
Gene: ZER1
Product: zyg-11 related cell cycle regulator
Exons: 16
Coding region: 227-2527 (766 amino acids)
Cellular component (GO): Cul2-RING ubiquitin ligase complex
Molecular function (GO): protein binding
Source: RefSeq, a predicted model, not a curated record
CCCCGGGUUUGUUGACAGCGGAGGCGGCGGCAGCUGCAGGCUGCGAGCCGUAGGAGCCGGAUCGGGGGAGGGGCCGGGCCCCGGAGCCAGCACCCGGCGUCCCUCAGCCCCGCCCGCCGCCCUAAGGGCAAGGCCGUGGCUCAGCUAAUGAUCCUGUGAGUGUCAGGGAGUCACCAUUGCCCCUGGGGGCCCCUGUCCCAGAGUGGCCUACCUGUCUGCUCCCAGCAUGGCGUCAGACACCCCUGAGUCCCUGAUGGCCCUCUGCACUGACUUCUGCCUGCGCAACCUGGAUGGUACCUUGGGCUACCUGCUGGACAAGGAGACUCUGCGGCUCCAUCCAGACAUCUUCCUGCCCAGCGAGAUCUGUGACCGGCUCGUCAACGAGUAUGUGGAGCUGGUCAACGCCGCCUGCAACUUUGAGCCGCAUGAGAGCUUCUUCAGCCUCUUCUCAGACCCCCGCAGCACCCGCCUCACCCGAAUCCACCUCCGCGAGGACCUGGUGCAGGACCAGGACCUGGAAGCCAUUCGCAAGCAGGACCUGGUGGAGCUGUACCUGACCAACUGCGAGAAGCUGUCCGCCAAGAGCCUGCAGACGCUGAGGAGCUUCAGCCACACCCUGGUGUCCUUGAGCCUGUUCGGCUGCGCGAACAUCUUCUACGAGGAGGAGAACCCGGGGGGCUGUGAAGACGAGUGCCUCGUCAACCCCACCUGUCAGGUGCUGGUCAAGGACUUCACCUUCGAGGGCUUUAGCCGCCUGCGCUUCCUGAACCUGGGCCGCAUGAUCGAUGGGGUCCCCGUGGAGUCCCUGCUGCGGCCGCUCAACUCGCUGGCCGCCUUGGACCUCUCGGGCAUCCAGACGAGCGACGCGGCCUUCCUAACCCAGUGGAAAGACAGCCUGGUGUCCCUCGUGCUCUACAACAUGGACCUGUCUGACGACCACAUCCGUGUUAUUGUCCAGUUGCACAAGCUGCGACACCUGGACAUCUCCCGAGACCGCCUCUCCAGCUACUACAAGUUCAAGCUGACUCGCAAGGUGCUGAGCCUCUUUGUGCAGAAGCUGGGGAACCUGAUGUCCCUGGACAUCUCUGGCCACAUGAUCCUGGAGAACUGCAGCAUCUCUAAGAUGGACGAGGAUGCAGGACAGACCAGCAUCGAGCCUUCCAAGAGCAGCAUCAUGCCGUUCCGGGCUCUGAAGAGGCCACUGCAGUUCCUUGGGCUCUUCGAGACCUCCCUGUGCCGCCUCACGCACAUUCCGGCCUACAAAGUGAGUGGUGACAAAAAUGAGGAACAGGUGCUGAAUGCCAUCGAGGCCUACACGGAGCACAGGCCGGAGAUCACCUCACGGGCCAUCAACCUGCUUUUCGACAUCGCACGCAUUGAACGCUGCAACCAGCUUCUGCGGGCCCUGAAGCUGGUCAUCACGGCCCUCAAGUGCCACAAGUAUGACAAGAACAUUCAAGUGACGGGCAGCGCUGCCCUCUUCUACCUGACCAAUUCCGAGUAUCGCUCAGAGCAGAGCAUCAAGCUGCGCCGGCAGGUCAUCCAGGUGGUGCUGAAUGGCAUGGAAUCCUACCAGGAGGUGACGGUCCAGCGGAACUGCUGCCUGACCCUCUGCAACUUCAGCAUCCCUGAGGAGCUGGAGUUCCAGUACCGCCGAGUCAACGAGCUCUUGCUCAGCAUCCUCAACCCCACGCGGCAGGACGAGUCGAUCCAGCGCAUCGCCGUGCACCUGUGCAACGCCCUGGUCUGCCAGGUGGACAACGACCACAAGGAGGCCGUGGGCAAGAUGGGCUUUGUCGUGACCAUGCUGAAGCUGAUUCAGAAGAAGCUGCUGGACAAGAUAUGUGACCAGGUGAUGGAGUUCUCCUGGAGCGCCCUGUGGAACAUCACGGAUGAGACCCCCGACAACUGUGAGAUGUUCCUUAACUUCAACGGCAUGAAGCUCUUCCUGGACUGCCUGAAGGAGUUCCCAGAGAAGCAGGAGCUGCAUCGGAAUAUGCUAGGACUCUUGGGGAAUGUGGCAGAGGUGAAGGAGCUACGGCCCCAGCUAAUGACUUCCCAAUUCAUCAGUGUCUUCAGCAACCUGCUGGAGAGCAAGGCUGAUGGGAUUGAGGUUUCCUACAAUGCCUGUGGCGUCCUCUCCCACAUCAUGUUUGAUGGCCCUGAGGCCUGGGGCAUCUGUGAACCCCAGCGGGAGGAGGUAGAGGAGCGCAUGUGGGCAGCCAUCCAGAGCUGGGACAUCAACUCACGGAGAAAUAUCAAUUACAGGUCAUUUGAGCCAAUUCUUCGCCUCCUUCCCCAGGGCAUCUCACCUGUCAGCCAGCAUUGGGCCACCUGGGCCCUGUACAACCUGGUGUCUGUCUACCCGGACAAGUACUGCCCCCUGCUGAUCAAAGAAGGUGGAAUGCCCCUCCUGAGGGACAUGAUCAAGAUGGCAACCGCGCGGCAAGAGACCAAGGAAAUGGCCCGCAAGGUGAUUGAGCACUGCAGUAACUUUAAAGAGGAGAACAUGGACACAUCCAGAUAGAGGCCUCUGCCCCCACGGCCGCCACUGCUCUGGACCACGAGGCUGGGAGGAAGCACUCUCAAGCAGCCCAGCUGGCAGAUCCCCACCCGGGGAGCCUCCCAACUGGAUGAAGGGACACAGGGGGACUUUUGCACAACCGACGCUUUUCCUUAACAUUAGUGAGAUAUAUAUAUAUAUAUAUAAUAUAUAUAUAUAUUAU